AUGCGCCUCUGUUCCCUCCUCCCCCUGUUCCUCUUUGGCCCGGCCGCCGCCAGUACGCUGAACAUCACAACCCUCGGUGCCAAAAACCGCCGCUCCACACUCGAAUGCUGGGCACUCGAGCCAGGGUUCAAGAUCUCCUCGCAGACCGGCACGUCUGGCUCCCAGGUUCUAAAUCUCGGCCCCAUUGGCGGCGGUUGUACGGGGAAUGCGUCGUACGCUGUCCUUCCGGCCGGAUUCGAUGGCGGCCAGCACAACGCGCCCGCGCAGCAAUGGGUUAUCUUCCUCUCCGGCUUGGCGCACAUCACUCUGCCCGACUCUACAAAUGAUGCCUGGAUCUCCGGCGGCAGGCACGGCGCCAUCCUGGCGCUGGACACCGCAGAUCUGAGUAGCCUGGGCCACAUCACCAAGUACCCAUCUGGGGAGCAGACAAUUGCUAUGCAGAUUCCCCUAGGCGCCGGGGGUAUACCGCCGCACCGUGUGCUGCAUUCGGGCGCUUGUCAGGAGGAGGAGUUGCUUCAUUAA
This is a messenger RNA of Penicillium arizonense, 522 nucleotides long. RefSeq lists its product as uncharacterized. The transcript is spliced from 2 exons. The coding region runs from base 1 to 522 and encodes 173 amino acids. NCBI's taxonomy places the organism in Eukaryota, Fungi, Ascomycota, Eurotiomycetes, Eurotiales, Aspergillaceae. The record is from RefSeq and is a predicted model, not a curated record.